UAUAACAUUACGAAAGUAAUUUUCACUAUGUAACGUAGUAAAAUUGGUUAUAGCAUAUAAAAUUCUCAUAAUCAUAUAUCGAUGCUAUUAAGGAAGACUAGCACGUUCACAUUUAAAAAUGUAUAGAAACGUACAAAUGUAUAGGAUUUUCAGAUAAUACUUUUCCACAUGUCGUUACCAUGGCCAUGUAUGCCUAUAGGCUCAUAUACAAUCAUUCAUUAAAUCAAUCAUCAUUUGCAUUUUAAAGUUUUCAAAUCUCCGAUUAUUACACGAGUCACGAGAUCUUUGUUGCGCGUGCAGAUUAUCAUAUAUUUAUCUCGACCGCUGUUGUGAUUUUUUUUCAUUUUUCACGGCACAUUUCAUUUCAGAAUUUUGUUAUUUCUUAUCAAUUUGGUUUCAUUAUAAUGGAUUUUAAGAAAAUCCCCUUUGACAAUUAAAUCUUUAUAAUUAGCCUUUAUAAUACGUACAUAAUUUGGACGGCUGAUUAGAUCGAUUAAGGUAUUGAUGGAUGAUUUUUUUUUUAGGAUUAAUAAUGAGCUAUUAAUCAUAGCAUAAUGAAGGUAACAGCCAGUACCUGCAUUUUCAACCGAUGUAAGUAACGAUUGGUCUAGGCGUUGAGGGGUUUUCGUAUGCAUUGGAAGAUCCCACAAGAAACGAAGUGUAUUUCUAUGUAUGUUGACCCGCUGAAUCCGAAUUUUCAACUCUCACCUCGCUCAGAUAUCAGGUCAAUGCGUAUAGCUCAGACUGACGCUUCUAUAUAUCAUGCAUAUAACACAAUUUUUCACUAAUAAUAUCUACAAUUCUAUUGGUCGGAUGAAGACGAAUAAAAAAAGGAAAUUUUUGUCUUUUUGUGUACAAUAAAAUGAAAAAAAAUUGUUUUGGUAAAAAUUCAAUUGUUUAGAAGUUAUAAACAAUCAAUUUGUUUUUAACAAAUUACUCGACCAUCUGAGCGAGGUGAGAGUUGAAGAUUCGGAUUCAGAGGGUUCGUUUGUUGUGCGACCUUCCAAUGUGCAUACAAACCCCUCAGCGCCUAGACUAGAAUGGAAAAUGUUGGAAAAUGUGUAGAUGACGACUGUACACAGACUUACCAAUUAACUAUCCUCAUAAUCAUCCUGGGUAAUAAUUUGAUUCAAUUAGUCAUAAGCGCUAUCUUUCAAGCCUAGCUUUAUUAUUAUACAUUCUCGGCAGAUGUUUUCUUAUCUAUUGUCUUAACAUGAUUGAAAUGCAAUGAUGUCAUCGCAGAGGCACUAUUAAAAUUUCAUUGUAACAUUCAUAAUUCGCUGGCAAUGUAGAUACAAUGUCACUAAUACCAAGUGAAAGCUACAGCUAUAUACACGUUGCGCGCGUCUAAUUGUUUCACUGUGUUAGUGUUGUUUUGGUUACGCCUCCCGGUUUGCCCCUACUCCACUGCUCUACAAUUUCCAAACUUUCGGUCAAAACUUUAAGUACAUGCGGACUAGACGAAAAUCCAUCAGUCCCCUCUCGGCCUCCACUCGAGCCAGACCCAAUGCAGAUGUUACCGAACUGUGAAGUCGUGAAUACGAGCUGUAUACAUUUUAGUUGUAUAGGUACAUUCGAACGUGCGUGUAAAUUUACGAGGUGAAACCCAAAAGUUGUUUAGUGAAAAUUCAAGUUCAGUGCACUCGUUCGCGCGAGCUUCGAAACGUUUUAGGAUUUUCAAUUAAACAGUUCAUCGUAACACAAUCUAAGAAUGGAAACGUCAAAGAAGAGCCCGGUAAUGGCCGUGAGCUCGAGCAACAACGUCCCGGUGAUCAGCAGCAGCUGCAACAGCAGCGCCCUGACUCUCUUUCCGAAUAUACACAUUCCGCUGUGGACGAAGAACGCCACCCCCGAUCCGGUGGACCUGUCGCACAGGUACCACCACCACUCGCAAGACUAUCAUCCGCCGAGUCCGCCCGCGUCGUCGGCCUACACCAACUACGUCGCCGGGUUGCCGCCGGGCUCGUCGAGUAUGCAGGCCUUGUCGAGCUACGGUACUCAUCCGUACGGUCGAUCCUCGAGCUGCAGUCCGGGCAGCAGUCCUGGUAGUCUGAGUCCGCCACUACAUCACUACGCGCCGCCGCCGCCGCCGGCCCACUGGCAGCCGCCGAUCAGCUUCCUCGACUCGCUGCCGACGCCCAAGUUUCGACCGUCGGUGAUAAGCGUCGAAGACGAGGUGAAAAGGUUGAGGAGCCAUCGGCACUCGUUUCAUCCGUACUCGACCGCGCCGAUGCAGAGCUUGUACGCGAACCAGGUGAGUCCGGAAUCGGUUGCGUUCCCUCGAUUUUCGUUCCCGUCGAAACCAGCGGCGAUAACUAAGCCGUUGUUGGCCUCGACGGCAGCGGCGGCGGCAGACGUAGCCCCUGCCUCGUCGCCGCAGGUGCGACCGUUCAAAGCCAUCGCCAAGGACCCGAUGUCGCUGGUGAUGAACUCGACGUUAUUAUUCGACCAGCACACGCAUCAGGAAUUCUUGGAGUUCCGCGAAAAGUCCCUCGCGAAGAUAAAGAGGACGGGAGACAACUCGAAGAUGAGUCGAUCGGGCAGCAGUAGCAGCAGCGGUAAUGGGGGUGACCACAACAACAACAACAACAACAACAACAGUCAGUCGGCGGAGGUGACGAGCAACAACGAGAGCAAGAUCGAGGAGAGAGACGCGACCUAUCUCGAGAAGAGGAAGAAGAACAACGAGGCGGCGAAAAAAUCGCGAGACGCCCGCAAGAUGAGAGAGGACGAGCUGGCCAUCUGGGCGGAAUUCAUGAAGCUGCAGAACGUCCGACUGAUGAACAGGGUGGCGUUUCUCGAGGAAGCCCUCGGCCAGAUGCAGAUGACGGUGCAGCAGCAGGCGCAACAGUUGCUCAGGCUGCAGCGACGAGAGAGUCCGGUUCGCGUCAAGUCGUCGUCGUUGUUGUCGCCGCCGAUCGAGCCCGUGGCAUAGGAGACGGUAUAUCGUCGUUUUUUUUUAAUGGUAGUAGUUUAAAAUACACUUUGUAAAUAUAACACUGAUAUAUCAAGACUUUAAAAAUCAACGAAUGCGAUGGCGUGAUAGAUUCAUUGCUCGUUGUUUUUUUUUUUAAUCGUAAUAGUUUAAAAGACACUUUGUAAAUGUGCCCCGGAUAUAUCGUCAAAUACAUAUCCGUAGUAUUAAAAAAGAGAGAGACAGAGAGAGAACAAAAAGUCUGGUGAUUUUAACGAAAGUACAAUGUACUAUAGGUUUUGUAGUUCCGAUUUCUCUACGUAAAAUACCAAAAUUUUUAUUUUUAGCGUUAUUUUUUAUAUGGUGUGUUUGCAUAGUUACAUAUUGUCGCAAAUGUUAAUUUAACGGGAUAGUUUCGAGUUUUUUAAAUUUUUCAUCGCUGUAAUAUUGUAAAUUUGAUUGUAUUUUUUAUAUGGUGUGUUUUCAUAGUAACAUAUUGUCGCAAAUGUUAAA
Messenger RNA from Trichogramma pretiosum, 3427 nucleotides. RefSeq lists its product as uncharacterized. Gene Ontology annotation, biological process: regulation of transcription by RNA polymerase II. The record is from RefSeq and is a predicted model, not a curated record. Gene Ontology annotation, cellular component: nucleus. Lineage: Eukaryota; Metazoa; Arthropoda; Insecta; Hymenoptera; Trichogrammatidae. The transcript is spliced from 2 exons. Bases 1712 to 2935 code for a protein of 407 amino acids. Gene Ontology annotation, molecular function: DNA-binding transcription factor activity, RNA polymerase II-specific; RNA polymerase II cis-regulatory region sequence-specific DNA binding.